Messenger RNA from Colletes gigas, 2468 nucleotides. It is a transcript of the gene aPKC, whose product is annotated as atypical protein kinase C. Gene Ontology annotation, molecular function: protein serine/threonine kinase activity; ATP binding. The transcript has 8 exons. Gene Ontology annotation, biological process: protein phosphorylation; establishment or maintenance of cell polarity. NCBI's taxonomy places the organism in Eukaryota, Metazoa, Arthropoda, Insecta, Hymenoptera, Colletidae. The coding region runs from base 1 to 2331 and encodes 776 amino acids. The record is from RefSeq and is a predicted model, not a curated record.
AUGGCGUGGGGUUACUGGAGCGCAACUUCGGUCAGCGAUCGGGGUCGGUCACCCCGUCGUGAAAAGGAUAAACAACAGCAUCAGAGUUUGCAUCAGCAACAACAACAAUACCACCAGAGCGACACAGGCGUUACGCAGCAGCAGGGGCUGUACGGCGUACAGCAGGUACAAGGCGAGCUGGGUGUGAGCACCUCCUCCUCCGUCUGCGGCGGUCCUAGUACCGGUCCCAGUGCCGCGCUCGAGGAACCACCCUGCAGUAUGAUGAUACAGGGUGGUUCCUUCUAUUCUUAUUCAGCGGCCACGGCCGCCGCUGCUGCCGCCGCCGCCGUUGCUCGCAGAGUGCCUCCUGCCAUCGAGGGACCCUCCACUUCCUCCACGGGCGUUCAAGUAUUAUCCAGGGAUCGUACGAUGAAAACGAGCACCAGCGUUUAUCCGCCUUCUCCUAGCAGCGACUCCGCCGAGUACGAGCAACCGAUCGCCGGGAUCCGCGCCGAGUCCCCCAACAACAGCCCCCACGACGAUAUAUUCGUCCAGGCACGAUCCUCGUCCAGAAUGAAGAUCCUAUGCGACAAGGGGAUCGACGAUACGUCCGACGUCGACGUUGACGAAGUCGUCGCGACGGAGAUCAAGUACGCGACGAGCAAUCGUGCCAUAGGAACUGGUACGUGCCGUGUACACGGACCGUGUAACCCGCCGCUGGAUACCGCAGCCCCCAUGCCCUCUUUGAUAGACGAUACCACCGGAACUCCGCAAUUUUGGUUCAACGACAUCACCUGGGUUUUUCCUAACGUGCCGCCUGCACCAGGGAUGCCAUGUCAGGGAGAAGACAGAAGCAUCUACAGACGCGGCGCACGUAGAUGGAGGAAGCUGUACCGGGUGAAUGGUCAUAUAUUUCAAGCAAAACGUUUCAAUCGGCGAGCGUUUUGCGCCUUCUGUCAGGAUCGAAUUUGGGGAUUAGGAAGACAGGGGUUCAAGUGCAUUCAGUGCAAGUUACUCGUUCACAAGAAAUGUCACAAGGUGGUACGUAUGCCAUGCUUGAAUAUACAGCAACAGCAGCAGCAACAGACCCCGAGCACAGAAUCGCAGACGAUCGACAGAAAUGGUGAUCAGCUGCAGCUCGAUUCCGUUCAAUGUAGCCUGUUAACUCACCCCGAAGAUGAGAUCUCAGAGUCGCCAAUUAUAGAGGAGCAUUCGCGCAAUCGAACCGGGAGCGAAGAAAGGGAGGAACUGCCCUUGGACACGCUAAACGAUGCGGAUAAUUCGAAUGAUAUGCAGAGGCAGUACUCGUUAAAUGAUUUUGAAUUGAUUAGGGUAAUUGGUCGUGGUUCCUACGCGAAGGUAUUGAUGGUGGAACUGAAGCGUACAAAAAGGAUUUACGCUAUGAAAGUGAUCAAGAAAGCUUUGGUGACGGACGACGAGGACAUCGAUUGGGUUCAGACGGAAAAGCACGUGUUCGAGACUGCUUCGAAUCAUCCUUUCCUCGUGGGUCUCCACUCGUGUUUUCAAACGCCUUCUCGUCUAUUCUUCGUGAUCGAGUUCGUACGCGGCGGCGAUCUUAUGUUUCAUAUGCAGAGACAACGCCGACUACCGGAGGAGCAUGCUCGAUUUUAUGCAGCUGAAAUUAGCCUGGCGUUGAACUUUUUACACGAGAAAGGUAUCAUAUACAGAGACUUGAAGUUAGAUAAUGUACUACUCGAUCAUGAAGGGCACGUUAAAUUGACUGAUUACGGAAUGUGCAAAGAAGGCGUUCGAGAAGGCGACACGACCGCCACGUUUUGCGGCACUCCGAACUAUAUCGCGCCAGAAAUAUUGCGGGGUGAAGAUUAUAGUUUCUCUGUAGAUUGGUGGGCGCUUGGAGUACUGCUGUAUGAAAUGCUUGCAGGUCGCAGCCCGUUUGAUAUCGCGGGCGCGUCCGAAAAUCCAGAUCAGAACACCGAGGACUAUCUGUUCCAAGUUAUUUUACAGAAGACGAUUCGGAUACCGAGGUCGUUGUCGGUCAAAGCAGCUUCUGUCCUAAAAGGUUUCCUUUGCAAAAAUCCCAACGAAAGAUUAGGCUGCGGCAAAAGGCCAACUGCUUUUCUAGAUAUCGUUGCUCAUCCCUUCUUCAAAGCGAUCGACUGGGAAAUGUUGGAGCAGAAACAAGUUACGCCACCUUAUAAACCGCGUUUGAACUCUGACCGUGACCUAGCUAAUUUCCCGCCAGAGUUUACAGACGAACCGGUACAUUUGACGCCGGACGAUCCGAGAGUGAUCGAUAAAAUCGAUCAGAGUGAAUUUGAGGGCUUCGAGUACGUGAACCCGUUACUUAUGUCUCUGGAAGACUGCGUGUGACAAGAACCGCUUGUUAUUGUGCAACAUCACAAUCAAAAUCAGCAACAAUUACAGCAGUGUUACAUGUAUGAGUUACAAGACAAACUUGCGAAGCUUCGAAUCGAUCCUCUGUUUAACAUCGGCUCGAGAAGCCGCGG